Messenger RNA from Gastrolobium bilobum, 2010 nucleotides. Its product is annotated as 3-ketoacyl-CoA synthase 11-like. NCBI's taxonomy places the organism in Eukaryota, Viridiplantae, Streptophyta, Magnoliopsida, Fabales, Fabaceae. Gene Ontology annotation, biological process: fatty acid biosynthetic process. The transcript is spliced from 2 exons. The record is from RefSeq and is a predicted model, not a curated record. Gene Ontology annotation, molecular function: acyltransferase activity, transferring groups other than amino-acyl groups. Gene Ontology annotation, cellular component: membrane. Bases 226 to 1761 code for a protein of 511 amino acids.
ACAUAACAUAUCCUUCUCUAAAAAAUUCCCCUUUAGUUUCGUCCCUCACUCUCUGGCACUGAACAUUUUAUUUUAUUUUAUUUUAUUUUUUACAUUUUAAGCUGCUGAUUCAAAUUUAUUUAUCUCAUUCCCUAAUCUCUGUCUAUCUAACCCACGUUUCUCCAUUCUCGCGUCGCGCGGCAUUCCUGCGUUCUCCGGUGGUUUUGGAUUUUGAAGCAGAAAAAAAUGGCAGAGACAAAACCAGAUACAACACCCUUGAUGCCGCCAUCUUCGCGGAACCUUCCAGACUUCAAGCUGUCUGUUAAAUUGAAGUAUGUUAAGCUUGGCUAUCAUUACCUCAUAACGCAUGGCAUGUACCUGUUUCUUUCACCCCUGGUGGUGCUCAUUGCUGCUCAGCUCUCCACUUUCUCCCUCAAAGAUCUUUAUGAUAUUUGGGAGCAUCUACAAUACAACUUGAUAUCUGUUAUUCUUUGCUCCACUCUCCUUGUAUUUUUAUCCACCCUAUACUUUAUGACCCGUCCUCGACCAGUGUACCUUGUCAAUUUCUCCUGUUACAAGCCUGAAGAAUCUCGGAAAUGCUCAAAAAAGAUGUUUAUGGAAAAGUCCCAGAUGAGUGAUUUUUUCACGGAGGAAAAUCUUGAAUUCCAACGGAAGAUCCUUGAGAGAUCUGGGCUUGGGGAAGAUACUUACUUUCCAGAGCCUCUCCUAACCACUCCUCCCAACCCUUCAAUGAAAGAAGCUAGGAAAGAAGCUGAGGCUGUUAUGUUUGGUGCCAUUGAUGAGUUAUUUGCUAAGACCUCUGUGAAGCCUAAAGACAUUGGAAUUCUGAUUGUAAAUUGUAGUCUGUUCUGCCCGACCCCAUCACUUUCUGCAAUGAUUAUCAAUCACUAUAGGCUUCGAGGGAAUAUAAAGAGCUUCAACCUAGGUGGGAUGGGAUGCAGUGCAGGGCUUAUCUCAAUUGAUCUUGCUAAAGAUCUUCUCCAGGUCCAUCCCAAUUCCUAUGCAUUGGUCAUUAGCAUGGAGAAUAUCACAUUGAAUUGGUAUCCUGGAAAUGAUAGAUCCAAGCUUGUUUCAAAUUGUUUAUUCCGUAUGGGAGGAGCUGCGGUUCUGCUUUCCAACAAAAGCUCUGACAGGAGAAGAUCCAAAUACCGAUUGGUCCACACUGUUCGCACUACUAAGGCUUCUGAUGACCAGUGCUUUAGCUGUGUUACUCAAGAAGAAGAUGCCAAUGGCAAGGUUGGUGUUACCUUGUCAAAAGAUCUGAUGGCAGUUGCAGGUGAUGCUUUAAAAACCAAUAUCACCACACUGGGGCCUCUUGUCCUUCCUACAUCAGAACAGCUGCUAUUCUUUGCCACUUUAGUUGGGAAGAAACUUUUCAAGAUGAAGAUCAAACCUUAUAUUCCAGAUUUCAAGCUAGCUUUUGAUCAUUUUUGCAUCCAUGCCGGAGGCAGAGCUGUUUUGGAUGAACUGGAGAAGAACUUGCACCUGUCUCCUUGGCAUAUGGAACCGUCAAGGAUGACACUUUACCGUUUUGGAAACACCUCCAGCAGUUCACUUUGGUAUGAAUUGGCUUACACAGAAGCCAAAGGAAGAAUCAAAAAGGGGGAUAGAACAUGGCAAAUAGCAUUCGGUUCUGGAUUCAAGUGCAACAGUGCAGUAUGGAAGGCUCUUAGGACCAUCAACCCUGCAAAGGAAAAGAGCCCUUGGAUGGAUGAGAUCCACCAGUUUCCAGUUGAUGUUCCAAGGGUUUCAGCCAUCUAAACAAUGCAGUUUUUAAAUAUUUUUUGUAUCAGCCUUAGAAAGUAGCUUUUUGAACUGGUGGAAGAGGAUGAGCGGUAAGUCUGGCUUAGGUUUAGUAGACUUUGUUAAAUAUAAUUUAGUCUAGGGAUGGUGCAUGAGCAUUGGAUUGCUAGGUUUGUCAGGAAUUUAUUGCUCUGUUGUAGUGAAAUGCUUUUAAAAGGGAUCGGAAAUGUAAUUCCAAUCCUAAUUCCUGAUUUGCCUGAUUCGAUU